Lingula anatina is the source of this 1938-nucleotide messenger RNA. RefSeq names its product multicopper oxidase 3. Gene Ontology annotation, biological process: iron ion transport. Gene Ontology annotation, cellular component: plasma membrane. The record is from RefSeq and is a predicted model, not a curated record. Gene Ontology annotation, molecular function: copper ion binding; oxidoreductase activity. NCBI's taxonomy places the organism in Eukaryota, Metazoa, Brachiopoda, Lingulata, Lingulida, Lingulidae.
AUGGGUCAAGCCAUGUUGCUGAAAUUUGGCGAUUUUGCAGAGUAUCCAUCGAUUCCAGCAAACUUUCCUCGAUGUGGAAGUUGGGGCGGACAUGUGUUCAAAGAUGCAACUCACAGGGACCAAUGUCCUCAACAACCUGUGCAGGAGUACCGCCACGAGUGUGCUCGAGUUUGUCAGCGAAAUGUCCACAAGACCUGCGAGUACAAUUUCACCGUCGAGUGGUAUCUUACGCUAUCCAAGGCUUGCUAUGACUGUCCAUUUAACCUGACGGACUGCCACCGCCCCCAUUGUAUCGCUGCUGAUGGACAUAUGCGAGCUGUCGUUGCGGUCAAUAGACAGAUACCAGGGCCAAUGAUAGAGGUUUGUGAGGGUGAUACCUUGGUGGUGAAUGUAAAGAAUGAACUUGAGGACGGUGAAAGUACAGUGAUACAUUGGCACGGUAUCCACCAGAUGGGGACACCGUACAUGGACGGAGUCAGUAUGAUAACACAGUGCCCCAUUCCACAGUUCACAACAUUCAGGUACACGUUUAAAGCCAGCCCAGCUGGGACCCAUUUCUACCAUUCCCACAUUGGCUCGCAGAUCGCGGAUGGCCUGUAUGGUGCGUUAAUAGUUCGCAAACCACCGGAAGAUGAACCACAUAGGACCCUGUACGACGAGGAUCUCCCUAGUCACGUGGUCCAGCUGGCAGACUGGUUUCCGGAGCCAUCGAAUGCACGUUUCAUCCAGUUUGUGCAUAAAGAGGCUGACUUCUUUCUGCCAGUUUCCUUACUGUUAAACGGGAGAUCUGAUAACUACGAAGUAAAAAGUUCUAACCCUAACAUCACGGCAAGACCCCCUCUAGAAGUCUUUCACGUGACCCAGGGUAAUCGAUAUCGAUUCCGCUUUACUAAUGCUGGUCAUACGAAAUGUCAGUUUAAAGUGUCGGUUGACGCCCACAACUUAACUGUCAUUGCUGCCGAUGGCGUUGCUGUGAAGCCCUUGGAGGUCGACACAUUUGGAAUAAAACCAGGUGAAAGAUUUGACAUCGUUUUGCGUGCCAAUCAGUCAGUUGGUAAUUAUUGGUUGAAAGCGGCAGGGUUAGUGGACUGUGGUUUCUUAGGGCAUGUGGCCCUAGGAGUAAUUAGAUACGAUGGCGCGGCUGACGAAUACCCCACGGAAGACAGGAAGGCAAACAGACUCGGAAAGUAUUUGAAUCCCACCAUAAGUGAGCCAGGAAACCCGAUUGCAACCCACGGACCUGGCUUUGACAUUCUCAUGGACGAGUUGGAAAAUUUCGAGAACGAAAAUUUUACCGACGAGAAUGUGGAUGUCAAGUACUAUCUUGUUAAUACCACCAACUGCGGUGACGAUCUCUGCCAGUGCACACAUAUGGUGGAAUUCAGGCUUAAUCAGGUUGUGGAAAUGGUCCUGAUCAACGAGGGUAGACCAAUCCCAGUUGAGCACUCGCUUCAUCUCCACGGUGCAUAUUUUCGUGUACUGGGCGUUGGAAAGCUCGGGAGUUCUACUUCGGUUGAAGAAAUAAAGAAACUGCACGAGGAGGGUAAUCUUCGAUAUAAACUUAUAAGUCCUAGCUACCGUGACACAGUGAUCGUGCCUGACAAUGGAUAUGCUAUCAUACGAUUUAGAACCGACAAUCCAGGUGUCUGGCUCUUCCACUGCCAUUUUAAUCUUCAUCUAAACCUGGGUCAAGCCAUGUUGCUGAAAUUUGGUGAAUUUGCAGAGUAUCCAUCGAUUCCAGCAAACCUUCCUCGGUGUGGUAGUUGGGGUGGACAUGUGUACAAAGAUGCAACUCACAGGGACCAAUGUCCUAAACAACCUGUGCAGGAGUGUAAAGAACCAACCGCGACCGGAAAUCGUAACCUGUCGCCAUUUUCAUUGUUUCAGCUGGUCAUCUUCGUCCUACAUGUCUCUUGGAUAAAAACUGGGCAGUUGUAG